CGACUAGACAUUUCAAUCACUUUAUUCAGAUCCACUCCAUCGUUUUUUCAAUUCCUCUACUAUCCCCUCUUCCGAGUCUAACUCCAUAAUACAUCACCAAACCAAAACCGACAAUAUGCUUUCUCACACCGUCCUCCUUGCUCUCGUUGCCGCCGUUGGCGCUGUCCCCCUCAACAUCAACUUGGGAGCUUAUUCGCCCGCCCUGGUAGUCGGUGAUGGUGAAAUAUCACUGGGAGCCGCGGGGGCCGCAGCAGGUGCCGCCGCCCAACAAGCAAAGCGAGGCAACCUCGUCCGCGACAUCAACGAGAUCCUCAAGAAGCGUGAGGCCGCCCCCGAGCCCACCGAGCUGGCCCACAUCGAUGCUGUCUCCCGCGCCGUCGAAUGGAUCAAGCGCGACAUCAACUCCUUCAACGCCGCUCUGGGCUACGCCGAGAGGGCCCAGCAGAACCAGCCCAAGAUCGAGCUCGGUACCGGUGCUGAGGGCUCUGGUGUUGGUAUCACUGUCAACGCUGGUCUCAACGUUCCCGCCAACUCUGCUGCCAAUGGCGCUGCCGCCCCUAAAGCCGCCGGGCGCGCAGUCAAGCGCUCCGAGGAGGUCGUCGACGAGGCCGAGGCGCCCAAGAUGACCCUCGUUGCCAUCACCGAAGUCUGAGCGCCAACCCGGGCACUGUCGAUUGCGGGGCGUUGAUACCCAUUCUUUAAGAGCAUCACGCGUGGGGAGGUUCGAACAGGGGAGGCAUGUAUCUGUCUGGCGCAAACAUUUCCUUUCUACGAUUGGGGCUUUUCGGUGUACGAGGGCAAUUCUAUGAGCAACGUAUAUGGCAGUAUAUGAUACUGGUACUAUUGAGGAAGACUCGAGCGGCCGGCGGAGAUGAGAAAAGCGGAUAGAAUCCAAUAAACGACUAAGUGAUCACUUCGA
Messenger RNA from Paraphaeosphaeria sporulosa, 919 nucleotides. RefSeq lists its product as uncharacterized. The transcript has 3 exons. Bases 116 to 652 code for a protein of 178 amino acids. Lineage: Eukaryota; Fungi; Ascomycota; Dothideomycetes; Pleosporales; Didymosphaeriaceae. The record is from RefSeq and is a predicted model, not a curated record.